This is a messenger RNA of Gymnodraco acuticeps, 1885 nucleotides long. RefSeq names its product cilia and flagella associated protein 45 (gene cfap45). The transcript is spliced from 12 exons. Lineage: Eukaryota; Metazoa; Chordata; Actinopteri; Perciformes; Bathydraconidae. The coding region runs from base 208 to 1803 and encodes 531 amino acids. The record is from RefSeq and is a predicted model, not a curated record.
UACGGACGAUGACGUCACAUGGUCCCGCCUACGUUUAGCUCUCCCGUUUGUUCCCAUGGCAACAGACAACAAACAUUUCCAAAUGUCGCCUCGUUGUAAUCGAGCAGCAUAUAAAUCGUAUUGUCAGUUUUGUACCAAUUAGCUUCACUUUUUUCAGAUUAGCUAACUUGAUAACUCAUUCUACGUUGCCACCAAUAACCGAACACCAUGAGACUGGGAUCCAGCUCCACAAACUCCAGGAACAGCACCGACACCCGGCGGUAUCGCACCCGGGCCCCCACCUCUCAGGUGGAUGAAUCCCUGUUUGCGAGCCCCAACCCGAUAGACGUGAGGCGUGGAAACUCCUCCAAGUCUACAAAGAGUCCACCUCAGAAACACCAGGAAGGAGCGACGGUUCAAAUUGUGACCAAAGACCUCAUCCGCAACAUCAGGAUCCCAUUCAAGGACCCUUCAGGAGAAUCCGUCAUUUUACCAUUGGCUGAUUUUAAGCGGAUCACCUCAGAGUCCCUGGUCCUGACCAAGGAGGAGCGGGCGGCCCUGAAGGAGGCGCACCAGAAGAAAAAAGAUGAGGACAUUAGAAAUGCGGAGGACAGGAAGCGUCAGAUCUUUGAAGCGGACCUGUCCCGGCAGGAGAACCAGGCGCUGACGGAGCUGGAGCUGGAGGCCCGCGACCGAGCGCAGCACCUGGUGAAGAGAGCCAACAACCUGAGGAUGGAGCAGGAGGACGAGAUCCGGAAACUCAACAAGCUGAUCUUGGGUGCUCAGUGUCAGGCCACUCGUGACGUGCAGAUGGAGGAGAAGAAGCAGAUCCAGAGCGAGCUGACGGAGGAGGAGCAGCGCCUGGACGCCAUGAUGGAGGUGGACCGCCGCCGGGCCCUGGACACCGUGGAUCAGAUCGACAAGCUGCGCAAACAGAAGAGGAUCGAGGGGAUGCAGAAGAUCACAGAGCAGAUCCAAAGACAACAUGAGGAGAAGCAGCUGCAGGACGAGGUGAAGGAGCUGGAGAAGCAGCAGGCCCGAGAGAAGCAGGAGAAAAUUAUCCUGGAAGACCUGGAGGCUCUGGAGAAGAAGAGGAAGAAUCAGGAGUGCCUGCAGGAGGAGAUCAUGCGCAUCAACGCAGAGACCAUGCAGGCCAAGGAGAGGAGGCUGGAGGAGGAGAGACAGGCCGACAGGAGGGACAUGGAGUACUUGAAAAACAAAAUGGAGCGGGCUUCAGAGUAUGAAGCAGAGCAGAAACGCUUGAAGAAGGAGAAGGAGCUGGAGAUUGCCCGGCUGAGGGCCCGACAGGAAAAGGCAAAAGACUACAAAGCAGAGCAGGAUGAGCUGCGUGCUCGGAGGAACCAGGAGUUUAAAGACAGAGACUGGAGGAGUAAGCAGAGGGAGCUCGCUGUGAAGAAGGCGCAGGAGGAGGAGAUGCUGAUGGCGGCGCGCACCGACCAGGUUCGCUGCAAAGAGCACUUCCUGUCCAUCGAGGCCGGCCGUGAGAAGGCAGAGUUUGAGAGGGUGCUGAGCGUGCAGCAGCAAGCCAUCGUCAAACUGAAGGAGGAAGAGGAGAAGCGGCGUCAGAAAUCAAGCCGCCACGCAGAGGCCAUCAGGACCCAGGUGAAGGAGCAAGAGCUGUCGGCCGUUGCCAAGCGCAGAGAGCUCUUCAAGGAGGGCGAGCGGCUGAUGGAGGAAGACCGGCAGAGACGCGUCCGCCUCGAGGAGAUCAAGGAGAAGAAGCUCCAGGAGCUCAAGGCUACAGGGCUGUCUGAUAAGUACUGCAGCGAUGUGGAGAGGAAGGCCCGGGCCUGCGCACUCUGAUUCGAAGACAUCUCAUUUACCCAACAUGAACACUCACUAAUGUAACUUGAAAAUCAAUAAGAAUUAAAAUGUUUGCACUUUA